This is a messenger RNA of Ustilaginoidea virens, 1125 nucleotides long. RefSeq lists its product as uncharacterized. Gene Ontology annotation, biological process: U4 snRNA 3'-end processing; nuclear polyadenylation-dependent rRNA catabolic process; nuclear mRNA surveillance. The transcript has 2 exons. The coding region runs from base 1 to 1125 and encodes 374 amino acids. Lineage: Eukaryota; Fungi; Ascomycota; Sordariomycetes; Hypocreales; Clavicipitaceae. The record is from RefSeq and is a predicted model, not a curated record. Gene Ontology annotation, cellular component: cytoplasmic exosome (RNase complex); nuclear exosome (RNase complex).
AUGGCCACUCAACAGACUCUUCUCUCGCCUGCCGAACUGGCGUACCUGCACAGUUCUCUGUCUCUGACCCCACCAGUCCGUCCUGAUGGCCGCACGCCGACGCAGUUUCGACCGCUGACUGCAGAGACGGGUAUUCUCCCCGGCACAAACGGCAGCGCUCGGGUUUGCUUCUCGGACGGGACCGAGGCCAUCGUGGGCGUCAAGGCUGAGAUCGAGAAGACCCCGGGCCUGCACGACGGGCAAGAGGCAGGGAGCGGAUCGAGCACCACCACCACCACCACCACCACCACCACCACCACCAAGUCGGCAGGCGAUGGGCCGAGGGCAAGGGGCGACUGGUUGGAGAUGACGAUUGAGAUACCCGGCCAGAGGGACGACGAAGCCUCGACGGUGUUCCUUGCCCAGAUGCUGAGGGAGGCGCUGCUUGCGGAUGGGGAGUUUGCCAAGAAGCUCUGGAUCAAUCGGCGGUUUCACUGGAGGCUAUACCUAGAUGUCCUCCUCAUCUCUCCGCCCUUGUCAUAUCCGCUUCCGCUCCUAUCUCUCACAACCCAUCUUGCGCUGCUCGCCACCCGACUGCCACGGCUCAAGUCCGAGGGCGACGAAGAUCCCUUGUUUGACGACGACUGGGAGUCGUCGACUUUUCUGUACCCUUCUGACGGCACCUCGGCUGGCUCCCGCCGACCACCCAUCACCCUUUUGGUCAUCGCGGUAGGGGGUAACAUCAUUUUCGACCCGUCCAAGGAAGAGCUGGCCGUGGCUGAGACGGCGUUGGCCAUUUCCGUAGCAGAAGACGGGGGCCGCAGAGGUGCGGGCGACAUGGAUGUGGAUUCGAAGCGCGACCUGCACCUGCUGUCCAUGAGAACCAUCGACCCUCCAUCGAGGUUGACACCGCCUGGUGUGCCCAACUCUGUCAAUGUGGCAACGAACGGGGCUCAAGCCGCACCGGGACCGGGUGUGACGCAACAGAAGCAAGGCAAGGAAGAUGAGUCUGCGGAAGGGGUCUGGAAGGCCCCCAUCGGUGGGACCAAGGUUGCGGUUUUGGAAGCCAUCAUGGACGUAGUGCUUGAGAAGGGAGGUGUUGCGGAACAAGUACUGAAUGCUCUGGAGGGCGUUGAUUUGAUGUAA